AUGCACAGAUCUGCAAGUGCUUCCAGAGUCUCAGAGGACUUGGUUGUGACCUCCUCAUCAACUUCACCGCCACCUUCAACCUUCAAACCAACCACAGACGACUCUUCAGACCAGCAUCUACAUCUACCCACGUACGAUCCCCUCUCUCAUGUCGCAAAGAGGGAACGGCGUCGUAUCAGGUCCGCAGAGAACGCCAUUCACAUCAUACCUCUCUUGCUCGUCCUCUGCGCCAUCAUCCUCUGGUUCUUUUCCAAUCCAGUUGGAUGGAUUUUACUUGUUAAGUCUGGUGACAAUUUGAUUGAGUGA
This is a messenger RNA of Prunus armeniaca (apricot), 306 nucleotides long. Lineage: Eukaryota; Viridiplantae; Streptophyta; Magnoliopsida; Rosales; Rosaceae. The record is from the annotation of a GenBank genome assembly.